This is a messenger RNA of Chelonoidis abingdonii (Abingdon island giant tortoise), 1287 nucleotides long. It is a transcript of the gene GGCT, whose product is annotated as gamma-glutamylcyclotransferase. The record is from RefSeq and is a predicted model, not a curated record. NCBI's taxonomy places the organism in Eukaryota, Metazoa, Chordata, Testudines, Testudinidae. Gene Ontology annotation, molecular function: gamma-glutamylcyclotransferase activity.
AAAACUUCUCUUGCGGUGUAGUAGCCGUCACUCUGCUGCGGGAUCAGCUGUUUCUGCUCCAGCGGCAGCUGUGCGGCGCCCUCCUGGCCGGGAGGUGAGAUGGAGACUCCCAGGAGCUGUGUUUGUUCCAGGUUGGGUGGUGGUUUGGGAGUUAGUACCUGUGGGGAGGACAGUUUCCUGUAUUUUGCUUAUGGCAGUAACCUGCUUCAGGAGAGGAUCCUGCUGAAAAACCCAUCUGCCACUUUCUGUGCUGUAGCCAACUUGCAGGAUUUUAAACUCAUUUUUGGCAAUCAUCAAGGCAAAGCAAGUUCUUACUGGCAUGGAGGUACAGCUACCAUUGUUCAAAGCCCUGGAGACGAAGUGUGGGGAGUAGUAUGGAAAAUGAACACUAGCAAUUUAAAUUCGCUGGAUAAGCAAGAAGGAGUUGCAGAUGGUAUUUACAUUCCAAUAGAAGUUAACAUUCCAACGCAAGAGGGAAAAAUACUGACCUGUCGAAGUUAUCAGAUGAGUGAUUGUGUCUGUGAUCUCCCGUCACCACAGUAUAAAAAAGUUAUCUGUAUGGGUGCAAAACAGAAUGGCUUGCCAACUGCCUAUCAGAAGAAAUUAGAAGCUAUAGAAACAAACAACUAUGCAGGACCAGUAUCAAUCUUUGAAGAAAUUGAAGCUACUAUUAAAGAGAGGGAAACAACAACUCGUUAGAAAAGUAUCCCCAAAAUAUUUCCAGUUCCACUUCCUUGCCUGAUUUAAUUCUAUGGCCUGUGUUAUACUGAAGUCAGAUUAGAUUGUCACUGUGAUCCUUUCUGGUCUUGGAAUAUAUGAAUUUUUCAUUUUGAUUUAGGCAUCUAUUGCUAAUCAGUAUAUUGAGAAGAUAAUUUCCUUCUUUGAUAAAGAAGGGCAAACUUGAUAUGUUUGUGUAGUUCAGUAAGGUAUUGGAUUGAAUAUGCAAUUUAAGAUCCUAAUCUUGCGAAGACCUGUGUACAUUCAUAACUGUGUGUGCCACAUCUAAAGUUAAGUACGUGUAAAUCUUUGCAAAGUUCAGCUUAACUUUCUGUAGUUCUCAUACAUGCUGGUAAAGUUCAUAUAGUUCUUUAAUACAUCUAUAAGCAGAACUAAAGAGAAAAGCCAGCUUGGUAGUCAUGUGCAUAGGCUGCUGUGUUCAAGGAUUAAGAGUUGCAGGAUCAAGCUACAGUUCUUAAGUGCUGUGCUGCCACUGUGCAGAUAGCUGACAUAGUAGACCCCAAGAGAACCCCCAAAGACCGCAGACUCUAGUAAGGUAUGAAGGAACCC